AUGGCCCUUUUAAACAGAAAUGAAUACGUAGCCACCAUCCGAGGCGUCGAUCGCCUCCUCAACACAGGCAGCGAAGGGUGGGCAACAACCCACAAUCACGUUGGACGAGUGUACCGCGCCAUCGACCAGCGAUUACGUUCUUGGAUCAUGGAUUACGUGCUCGACCGUCUCACGCACCUCUCCACCGAGCAGACAGGCACCAUCAUCCAGAGCUUAGAAGGCUACUGCGUCCAGGAGGACUGGGCGACCCUGACAAACCUACUUCCAUAUAAUGCCCGCCAAUUUAUCGGAGAACUCUUGGCUGAGUCGCUCAUUUAUAAGACAAUAAUGAACCAGGUCUUUGAGAAUUCCUUCUGGUAA
This is a messenger RNA of Aspergillus ibericus CBS 121593, 360 nucleotides long. RefSeq lists its product as uncharacterized. The record is from RefSeq and is a predicted model, not a curated record. Lineage: Eukaryota; Fungi; Ascomycota; Eurotiomycetes; Eurotiales; Aspergillaceae. Bases 1 to 360 code for a protein of 119 amino acids. The transcript has a single exon.